This is a messenger RNA of Exaiptasia diaphana, 1284 nucleotides long. RefSeq names its product dnaJ protein homolog 1. Gene Ontology annotation, molecular function: protein-folding chaperone binding. Bases 105 to 1151 code for a protein of 348 amino acids. The record is from RefSeq and is a predicted model, not a curated record. The transcript has a single exon. Gene Ontology annotation, biological process: negative regulation of transcription by RNA polymerase II. Gene Ontology annotation, cellular component: cytosol. Lineage: Eukaryota; Metazoa; Cnidaria; Anthozoa; Actiniaria; Aiptasiidae.
AWUCGAGAAUCCACAACCAACUGCUAUAAAAGCAAACGACCUGCUUUGUCGUCAUUCAUUGYUAUACGACAAAGUGAAUACAGCGUUACACAAAMGAUUUUCAAAUGGGGAAAGAUUACUACGAAGUUCUCAACGUUUCAAAGUCGGCCACAGCCGAUGAAAUCAAGAAAGCUUACAGAAAGCAAGCCCUCAAGUAUCAUCCUGAUAAAAACAAAAGUCCAAACGCCGAGGAGAAAUUUAAGGAGAUUUCUCAGGCUUAUGAAGUUCUAAGCGACCCACAGAAGAAAGAMGUCUAUGAUAAAUAUGGGGAAGAAGGUCUUAAAGGACARCCACAGCCAGAUUUCCAAGGACAAAACAUGAACUUUGGAGGUCCUGGUGGAUUCACCUACACAACKUACUCGAGUGGCGAUGCAAGAGAAACAUUCAGGAGAGUAUUUGGAGAUGAAGACCCGUUCGCUGACUUAAUCGGUGGUCUUGGUGGCUUUAACUUCUCARGCUUUGGACCAAAAAACCGUAAGRGCUCUCAGAGAAUWUUCGUCAACGGCGACGACGAUUUUGACUUUGGUUCUUCACCAGCGCACAAGAAACAAAAAAUCGUACAAGAUCCACCGAUCGAAAAGGACCUCAACGUCACAUUCGAGGACCUAAAUAAAGGCGCUGUAAAGAAACUAAAGAUAUCAAGAACAAUAACAGAUGAAAAUGGAUUUCAAACSACAGARGAAAACAUUCUUACAGUGAACAUCAAGCCUGGUUGGAAAGAAGGAACCAAARUAACAUUUGCCAAAGAGGGAGACAGAAGACCCGGUGUCAUCCCUGCUGAUGUUGUCUUKAAAAUCAAAGACAAACCUCACAAAAACUUUACAAGGGACAAGGACAAUAAUUUGCUGCACACUGUCAAAAUAUCCCUCAAAGACGCAUUGGCUGGAGGGUAUWGUGUAGAUGUCCCUACAUUAAGCGGGAGAAARAUAAGAAUUCAUAACGAUAGUGAUGUGAUACAACCUGGUUCAACAAAGAUCAUACCCGGAGAAGGCCUGCCUUUGCCCAAGAAUCCAAGCUCAAAGGGAGAUCUAAUAGUGAAAUAUGACGUAUAUUUCCCUAACCACCUCCCAACUURCACUAAAAAUACAAUUGUGGGMUUGUUGCCAAAMUAAAACUGCCMUGUUGUGCUAUAUAUUUAUAUAUUGUAAGAAUCUUUURUAAAUUCGAUUUAGAUUGUACAGUUAUUUCGCACACWCUAUCUUGUAUAUAUUAUAUGCUAWUAAAUAGAAAAUAAAUAUUUUAUUA